Messenger RNA from Lycium ferocissimum, 1180 nucleotides. Its product is annotated as protein C2-DOMAIN ABA-RELATED 4-like. The coding region runs from base 409 to 906 and encodes 165 amino acids. NCBI's taxonomy places the organism in Eukaryota, Viridiplantae, Streptophyta, Magnoliopsida, Solanales, Solanaceae. The transcript has 4 exons. The record is from RefSeq and is a predicted model, not a curated record.
AACUUUUUGCGGCCUUGACUUUUAUUUCAUACAUUUUCAUUUUGCAUGUGAACUCCAUAUCCCCCAAGAAAUACAACAAUAGGCAUUACCUUAACAACUUCCUAUCUUUCUUCCUCCCGUAAUUAGGCAGCGCUAGCUCCUCCAUAAAGAAGAUUAUUUAAAUAUUCACUAGAGGAAGACUUUCACUUGGUGGGGAGGGUGUUAAGGAGAAAAAAGCAAAAAAAUAAAUAUUUGACUUAUCUUAUUAAUUAAGUAAUUAGUGUAUAUAAGUAGGUUAUACCACUAGUUUAAUUAUAUAAAGAGGGGAGACUAGAUUGUUUAUGGUGUCAGCAAAGACGACACCACAUUUAUUAUAAUAAUUAUAAUAUAAUAAAUAAAACAGGAGAGGAGGGAAUUCCAAAAUCCUGAAUGGACAAUCUUUUGGGUCUUUUAAGGAUAAAAAUCAAGAGAGGUGUAAACCUCGCUGUACGUGAUGUCCGCAGCAGUGAUCCUUACGUUGUUGUCAAAAUGGGUAAACAGAAACUGAAGACACGAGUUAUAAAGAAGGAUGUUAAUCCUGAGUGGAAUGAAGAUCUGACCCUUUCUGUUUCAGAUGCAAAUCUUCCUGUUAAGCUGACUGUAUACGAUCAUGAUAUGUUCAGCAUGGAUGACAAAAUGGGAGAUGCAGAAUUUGAUAUCAAACCAUUUUUAGAUGCUCUGAAAAUGAACUUAGAUGGCCUCCCAUGUGGCACAGUGAUCACAAGAGCAACGCCGUGCAGGUCAAACUGUCUGUCUGAGGAGAGCAAAGUGGUAUGGCAAGACAACAAAGUUGUGCAAGAUAUGUGCUUGAGAUUGAGAAACGUGGAAUGUGGAGAGGUUGAACUCGAACUUCAGUGGAUCGACAUUCCUGGCAGCAAGCGUUUAUAGAAUGCACAGGAUAUAUGUAUCCGGUAGCUGUUUUCUGUUGCCUAUUGUAAGCUGGUUCGCCCCACAUCCCUUCAACUCUUCUUGGAUCUGAUAAUCGAGUUUGACUUAUAGGCCAAGUUCGAUGAAUAUGCCUUUGUACUCUGCAGCAAUGCGCAGAAGGUUGUAGUUUAGUAGCUAUAUGUGAUUUGAACAUUUUAUAUUUUGUCUAGUAAUUUGCUGGAAUUGCUUUGGUUAUAUAUAUGGGUGCUAAAGAAAGAUAUAGUUAGUGUCAUCA